CAGUUUCUGUUCGAUGUGAGAUCCCUACAUUUCAUAACAACACGUCCGAAAGAUAGAUAGACUUCUCGUUACGGAGUUAUGGACAUCAUUGGUCAGCGACAUCAUUGAAGUUAAUAAGGCUCUGUGAUCCAGGUAAACAUAGAAUAAAGUUAAUGGACACGCACGUAAAACGAGGAGAAGUCUACUUACAGCACCAGAAACAUGACGAGAAGUGGAGGAGGAUGUGGCUGGUGCUGUACCCCUCCAGCCGGCGGGGAGUGGCCCGACUGGAGAUGUCGGACGCGGACGGCGGUGGCGAUAAGCUGUCAGCGGUGGUGCGAUCCAGGCACCCAGAGCGACGCGUGGUGCGGCUGGCCGAAUGUGUGAGUGUGGUGCAGCUGCCCCCCCACGCCGAGGCUUGCCCCGGAGACAACAUGGCCGCUUUCUGUGUGGAGACAGGGGAACGCCGGCUGGUGUUUGCCGCUGAGAGGGACAGCUGUGCCGACUGGGUGGAGAGGAUGUGCCAGAUUGCCUUCCCGAUGGACACUGGAAAUGGAGAUGUCCAGAAUCAGAAGCUUCAGAUGGAAGAAAAUCAAAUCUACGUUUCCACAGAUGAGAUAUCUGAGUUCAGAGUGAACGUCCAGACAACUGAGGCAUCUGCUCGUUGUGGCCUAAAGGGGGCGUACUGGCUCCAGGCUGGUGCAGAGUGUCUGGUGCUCAAGGAUCUGGAGAGCCACAGGACAGUGCUGGAGUGGCCCUACAACCUGUUGCGUCGUUACGGUAGAGACAAGAUGGUCUUUUUGAUAGAAGCUGGCCGGCGCUGUGAGUCGGGUCCAGGAGCGUUCACCUUUGAGACCCGGCAGGGAGACGACAUCUUCAGCCGCAUUGAGACAGCAGUGCAGGAGCAGAGGUCCAGUGCUCUGGCAGGAGUCAAGCGUAGGCCCAACUCACCCCUGCCCAGCAUACCCAACAGUGCCGCCGCCGCCCUGGCUGGGGUGUCAAGCGACUCCAGCUCCAGGGUUGUGUCCAAUUCAAUUAACAGUGUUGGGGCGGGCGAGCCAAUUUAUACGGAUCCAGCCACCGUGAUCAGCUUCUCCAAGCCCAUGUUGUCAAAUGCCUUAGAACCCCCCGACUCACCUGAGAUAGUGUAUGCUGAGCCAAUGGAUGCCAUCAUAACUCCUUACCCCAUGAGACCAGACCAACCCUCCGCCCCUCCUCCCACCAUUGUCCUCAGCGAGACCUCCGAGCCGGUGUACUCCAGCCCUGUGAACUGUGUGUGCCCGCCCCUGGACCCUGAUCGCUGUGAUGAUGAUGCUGAGCCAGUGUACUCUGAGGUUUCCGAUAAGAUGCCUGACGUUGCAUUUCCACUCCAAAGCCAGCCGGAGGCAGUGUACAGCGAGCCACACAAGGCUGCAAACCCAGAAACAGAUGUGUCACAAAGUGGUGUCAGAGGCGGGCUGACAGAGAACAAGCCAAUGGAUGACCCUUCAGCCUUGUACAGCAAAGUCAACAAACCCCCAAAGCUUCCUAAGACCCUUAGUGUCCAGGUUAACAAACCACCAAAACUUUCCCAAACCAGACAUAGACUACCCCACCAUGGACAACCUACCCCAGAUAUAGUCUAUGAGGACCUGGGGCUUAUUUGAAAUCACAUUCCAGCCUAAACUUAUACUGGUGAUGAUGACCCAUGCCUUUCAACAUUUCAUCUGGCCUAUAGGUUUCUGGACUGUUUCAAACAUGUGUGGGCCAUUUGCUAUGCAGAAAAUGUUAUUUUCAUUGUUGACAUGACACCGGUGCACAUGAGACACAUGGGCUCAUACUAUUGACAAACAGUGUAACAGAUAGCACAAUACGCCAAAUUAUUCCAUUAUAUUUUUUAAUAACAAAUGUACCUGCUAAUAUAAUGUAAUGUUUAUUUGCCACUAAGACAGUAUUCAUAAAGCACAUUAGAGUAGAAUAGAUAUGAUAUGUCACUUUUAUCAAGAUAUACAUUACACAUUAAGUGAAAUACUACGAAACUUUUUUUUUAAUAAUCUAAUUAUUGCGAUUUACAGCUCAUGGAUUUCAAAAAUCCAGAAUCUCUGAAUAAAGAAUUUGUAAUACAGAAAUGCCUACCUGAGAUGAGCUCCAAGUCAAAACGCUGGCCUUCCCUUAUCAGUUUGGGCAGGGCAAUGGGCUUUUCCAUUAUAUAUAUAUAUACAUACAUUUUUUUAGAUGCAUCUGUAUAUAAAAUAUGAUAUAAAAGUAUAUAACAAUCAAUAUGCUGUAUUACUAAAAUGUUCUUGUUGAGGUCUGCUGUCAGCACAAAGCACUUUCAAGAGUGGAGACUGACAUUGUAUUUUUUUUUCUCUUCCAGUCUGGCUGAAUGUGGCUCACAUAUCCAGAGUUGUUGAUAGGUUUAGUGUUCCACAGUACACAGGUUUCUUGUUUACUUUGUUAGUUUGCUUGCCUGAAGCUCAAAAUGUGAAACAGAUUGAAACCAGACAUGUAUUUAUAAUACUUGUACUGUUGAUUGUCAAGCUCCAUCACUUUUUUCAGUCCAGAAAUAAACAUGUGCAGUAGACCUCAGACCUUGUAAUGUCUACACAAACUA
Molecule: messenger RNA, 2572 nt
Organism: Sardina pilchardus (European sardine)
Lineage: Eukaryota; Metazoa; Chordata; Actinopteri; Clupeiformes; Clupeidae
Gene: dok1a
Product: docking protein 1a
Exons: 5
Coding region: 153-1625 (490 amino acids)
Biological process (GO): cell surface receptor protein tyrosine kinase signaling pathway; positive regulation of MAPK cascade; Ras protein signal transduction
Cellular component (GO): cytoplasm
Source: RefSeq, a predicted model, not a curated record